Molecule: messenger RNA, 1357 nt
Organism: Trichophyton rubrum CBS 118892
Lineage: Eukaryota; Fungi; Ascomycota; Eurotiomycetes; Onygenales; Arthrodermataceae
Exons: 1
Coding region: 720-1031 (103 amino acids)
Source: RefSeq, a predicted model, not a curated record
UGUCCAGACCCGGGGCCGGCGGCGACAGUGAUGAAGACAAGCACGGCCUGGAAGACGGUGGAAGACGCCUAGAAGAGGAAGAAGAGGAGUCGAACGACGAUAUGAAACCGAAGAAGUCAGCGUUAGAUUACAUAUGACACACAAAAGCUAAGUACAUCUUUGCCCGCCAGAUACGAGAUACCCCCCGCGACAACCACCGUCCAUUACGUUUCGUUCAGCAGAUAGAGACGUGAGAGAAGGUCAGGGAACGAUCGAGUGGAUUCUUCACAACAAAUUCUGGACAAGUCCGAGAGCGACGAUGGCGGCGGCAGCUCCCUGGAUGGCGUUGUGGGUGGCAGCACCAGUGUAGAUUGGUGGGCUGGUGGCAGUUGGGCCGGUGCUAGUUCCAGUGCGAGUUGGGAGAGUUCCAGUGGGCUUAGGAGCGCCGGUAGAGUGAGAGCCGCCGGUGGGAGGGGUGCUGCCGGUAGGAUAGGGGGCGCCGGAGGGCUUGGUGUUGCCGUUGCCAUAGGUGGGAGGGAGCUCGACAUUGUGCUGUUUGGCACACUCCUUGGGGUCAAGUCCCUGGAAAGCGGUUAGCAGCCUGCUUGUCGAUAUAUAUAUAUAUAUAUAUACCACAGAGUACCACUCACGUGGGGCAGCAGUAUCCCUUGGUCAAGCAGAAGCUUCCACUUGGGCAGGGGUCUAUCAGAUGGUCAGCAGGUGUUUGAUAUCAGGAUGAAAUGGCUCAAAUUCAUGGACAUACAGCCUUCGGAGCAGCAGACAUCACCCUCAGUUGGGUUGUAGCAGACCUUGCUGUUGGCACACAGCUCGUAUCCAGCACCAAAGGCGUCCACACAGUUCUUGCCGUGGCCCUGGGUGGUGCCAGGAAUGAACGAAGAGCCACCGCUCUGACGGGCACGGAGUUCACGGAGAGCCUUCAUGGUAUGGGGCUCAACCUUGCGCCAUUCUCCCUCAUCGGCCAUGACACCGCUCACGAGGAGGGCAGCAAGAGCAAAGAUACCAGUGCGCAUCUUGACGAAGAUAUGAAUUAAUUGAUUAAGAUAUUAGAGGGUAUAAAGAGGGUAUGUGCUGAUACUUUUCUUGCUUGCUAGCUUGGAACAAACGAAUGACUGAUUCUGAGAUGGGGAAUAGGUAUAUAAAUCCCCCUGACGGGCCUCGAGCUCCCUCUUAUACGUCUCACCUUUCCUCCAUGGGCUUGGGCGGCUGAAACCAGGCAAAAGGCAGACGAGCUGUUCACCUCCAUGAACAAAUUGCUUAGGUUCAGCCAUUCGCCUCCGUAGCCAGUACCAUCGCAGCUGGAAACGAGUCCUGGUCCAUAUGUCAAUGUAUUUGUUUACCCCUUUUCACCCUUCAGGCU